AUGUGGUAUAAAGUCCUAUUUUGUUUGUUGUUAACAAUAACAUUGCACACGAAUGCAGCUCCUACGGAUAGUAGUAACAACAAGUCAACGACCGCCGCUGCUGCAAUAGAACCGGAAAGUACAAGUUCAAGUGCACCGUUGUUCGAGAUAACUUCGAGGAAAAAAUCAACGAUCGACUAUGAAGACGACGAAGAUGAAGUGCCAACAGAUUCUGACGAAACAGAACUCGUCGAAGCUCGAGUAAAGCCAACUACAAAACCCACAAAGAAAAAAGCCACGAAGAAGCCUGCUACGAAAAAAGUUGCCAAUAAGAAAAAACCCAUAGAUGACGACGACGACUCCUCCGAAGAUCUCUUCCCCUAUUUGACGCAAGGAUACAAAAAAGUUUACUCCAAAAUCAACCAUUGGUGGAAAGAUCUCGAAUCAUCGUUCGCUGUGACUCCCAUAACCUAUGAAGGACCCUCAAAAAAAGUCAAAAAAGACAGUUUGAGUAUUGGACCAGAGAAAAAGAGCAAAACCAAACCGCCAACUACAAAGAAACCGCCGGCAAAGAAAAAGCCUCCGCCAAAAAAGAAAGAUCAAAAGCUUAAAAAAGAGCCUGAAGGAUGGUUCGAUUGGAAUAAAAUUGUAUUGGUGCUUGGGGGAAUCGUAACGGUAUUAGACUUAUUUGGCAUUAGAUAA
Molecule: messenger RNA, 681 nt
Organism: Culicoides brevitarsis
Lineage: Eukaryota; Metazoa; Arthropoda; Insecta; Diptera; Ceratopogonidae
Product: nucleolar protein dao-5-like
Exons: 1
Coding region: 1-681 (226 amino acids)
Source: RefSeq, a predicted model, not a curated record